AUGGAAAUCCUUGAGGACGAUUCGGAGCGGCUCAUCAACAGAAGCUCGGAAUUCGAAGAUGAAGUGGAGGAGUGGUAUGAGCGAUGUUUUGGUGAGAGAAGGAGCAGCACGAGAGAUGAGAUGAGACAGUCCUCACAGAAACCUCUCAGUCCCACUCCAGCAGGCUUUUCACCACCGCCAGUUCUCACACCAGAAGUUCCGGAUAAGGAGAAUGUUGACCCAUGCGGGGGCGAUCCGGUCUCAGAAGUGGAUAAUACUCCUCUGAAAGCUCCAGUGAAGAGGCGGAAAAUGGGAUUUAUGGAUGGACGACAUUUUGCAGGCAAGUCCCCCGAAAAGGCUAUCACUGCUUCGAGGAGAAGGAAUUGA
Molecule: messenger RNA, 366 nt
Organism: Cooperia oncophora
Lineage: Eukaryota; Metazoa; Nematoda; Chromadorea; Rhabditida; Trichostrongylidae
Source: the annotation of a GenBank genome assembly